Molecule: messenger RNA, 2586 nt
Organism: Protobothrops mucrosquamatus (brown spotted pit viper)
Lineage: Eukaryota; Metazoa; Chordata; Lepidosauria; Squamata; Viperidae
Gene: MCM10
Product: minichromosome maintenance 10 replication initiation factor
Exons: 19
Coding region: 1-2586 (861 amino acids)
Biological process (GO): DNA replication initiation; DNA replication
Cellular component (GO): nucleus; replication fork protection complex
Molecular function (GO): single-stranded DNA binding; DNA replication origin binding
Source: RefSeq, a predicted model, not a curated record
AUGGAUGGGGAUGAUGACUUAGACCUGUUAGCAUCUCUCUUAGAGGAGAAUGAAGCCCAAGAAGAUUCUGCACAGGAGAAAAGAGCAGCUGAGCAUCAAGAUGAGUAUGAUUUACUCUUUGAGGCGGAAGACGAUGAGUCCUACACCGAGGAGCUGGAAGCAGAAGAGGAGGGGUCCACUGGUAACCAGGAAAACAUGGCUGAGAUCUUUGGGGACGUGACUGACCUGUUGGAGGAAGAGAAGAAAGAGGAAAACAUUCAGAAGAUGUCCCGUCCUGUAGCUCCUGAUCAAGUGAUAGAACCUUCCAAGGAAGAUCUUCAAGAUGAGUUGAGAAAAUUGCAAGAGCAGAUGAAAAAAUUGCAGGAGCAGUUACAAAGCACAGCGAUUGGAAAGCCAGCCGAUUCUCAUCUCUGCAAGAAAACAUCUGGUAAACCAACCGCUCCUGUCAUUAAGGAAAGGACUCCUUCAAAGGUUCAAAAAUGCCCAUCUUUUUCAGCUAAGGGGAACAGUCCACCUUUACCGCUGCCAAAAAGCCAGUCCCAGAAACCCAAAUCUAUGAUUGCAGUGAAUAAGAACCACACUUCAAAAGCUACGUCUAGUCUGCUCUCUCAACCCCUUAAAUCGGUGGUUGGAAACAGACCCGCUAUGGAUUCCAGUAAGAAAAUUCCAGUAACAAAAAAUUCUGAGGGCAAAAAUCAAGAUGUUUCCAUGGAAAUCUACUCUGGGCUGAAAUUAAGAAAACCCCGCGUCUCUUCGGCUGAGAUGGAAAGAAAAAUGACAGGGCGGCAGCUGAUUAGACUCUCUCUGCUGCAAGACAAACUCCGCUUGGCCAAUCUUGAAGAAAUGGACUGGGUGACCUUUGGCAUCAUAAUAAAGAAAAAGACUCCUCAGAGUUCCAGCAACGGUAAGACGUUCAGCAUCUGGCACCUGAAUGACCUCCGGGACUUCAGUAGGUCUGUCUCACUCUUCCUGUUUGGGGACGUUCACAAAGAACACUGGAAGACGGAUAAAGGCAUGGCUGUAGGCCUCCUCAACGCUAAUCAGAUGAAACCCAAGGAAGGAUCAGAGGAGGUGUGUCUAUCUGUCGAUCACCCUCAAAAGAUCCUGAUUUUAGGGGAAGCCAUGGACUUGGGAACUUGUAAAGCGAAGAAAAAAAACGGAGAGCCUUGUACUCAGAUGGUUAACCAGAGCGAGUGCGAAUAUUGUCAGUAUCAUAUACAAACCGAGUAUCGGAAACUGAGCUCCAAGCGAGCAGACCUGCAGUCCACUUUCUCCACCACCCGGGCACCGAAGAAGACAGCAAAGAGGAACCUCGGCUUGAAAGGGAGGCUUUGUCAAGACGGCUUUUACUAUGGCGGCGUUUCCUCCGCGGCUUAUGCCGCUUCCGUGGCUGCUGCUGCCGUUCCCAGACAGAAAAUCCAAACGACUUUGACAAAUUUGGUGGUAAAAGGAGUGGAUGCAAUCCUGCAGGAAACCAAAGGAAAACUGGGUCUGCCAAAGCCACCCUGUUCAGAAGAAUUCAAGGAACUGUUGGCCGUGCCCUCGUCUGGAGCCCGGAACCUCAGUAAACACUUCAACCGAGGUGGGGCCUUAGGAUUUACAGGAAAGCCAACCUCAGCUGUCCACUCCAUCUCUGCCUCAGCAUUGCUGAAGCUACAGAAACGGCAAAUGUUGGAGGCCCGGAAGCAAAGAUCUAAUGAAAUACAAAGGAGGUUUCUCCAGGAUUCUGCUCCUAAAAGGACCCCAGUAUCACCCUCCUCUGUGGGGCAGGCUGUGGUACAGUCCCCAACCCCAGGGGCCGAGUUUCCUAAAGCUGGACAACUAUCCAGCCCCCAGACUCCCAGACUUGGUUCAGGCGUCUCUAAAGGGGACGACGUUCUCUUUUUUGAUGAUUGCCCCCCUCCGGCCCUCAAACUGAGCCGCGUGGCGGAAGCCAAAAAGAUUGCAGCGAUACGGAAACUGCGUGCAAAAGGGCAGAUCCUUUCCAAAGAAGAUCCAAACAGCGUCAAACGGAAACGGUCAGAUCUCGACGUUCCGGGGAUUUCUGAAAGAGUGGAGAAAAAUAUCACCAGUUCAGAAGACGGGGGAGCGCCAGAGCCCGUUGAAAAGAAACGGCGCCAGCAGCUUGAAUACUUGGAAUCGGCGGAGUUUCAAGAGAUCCUGAACGCUCGAUCGAAACACACCGGCGUCCUUAAGGAGUUUGAGGCUGAGAUGCAGGAACGGUAUUUUGAGCCCUUGGUGAAAAAAGAACAAAUGGAAGAGAAGAUGAGGAACAUCCGAGAAGUAAAAUGUCGUGUGGCAACAUGCAAAACGUGCAACUAUACCUAUUUCAAACUGCUGGAUUCGUGCGUGGCGGAACGUCACGAUUACCGCUAUCACAAUGGGGUGAAGAGAUUUUUCAAGUGUCCCUGUGGGAACAGAGCCAUUUCUCUUGAUAAGCUGCCCAAAAAACACUGCAGUAAUUGUGGCCUCUUUAAAUGGGAACGUGAUGGAAUGCUCAAGGAGAAGAAAGGUCCCAAAAUUGGGGCAGAAACUCUUUUGCCAAGAGGAGAAGAGCACGCCCAGUUUCUGAACAGCAUGAAAUAA